Molecule: messenger RNA, 684 nt
Organism: Geosmithia morbida
Lineage: Eukaryota; Fungi; Ascomycota; Sordariomycetes; Hypocreales; Bionectriaceae
Product: cysteine dioxygenase
Exons: 3
Coding region: 1-684 (227 amino acids)
Biological process (GO): L-cysteine catabolic process
Molecular function (GO): ferrous iron binding; cysteine dioxygenase activity
Source: RefSeq, a predicted model, not a curated record
AUGCUUGCCACUCCAGUUCCCACCCUCUGUGUAGACAGCAACGCUGCUGCUGCCGCUAGCCAUGCCCAGGCCCAUCGCUUCGAGAGUCUCGUCUUGGACCUGAAAGCCGCUCUGGGACCGUCGUCAGGUCUAACUUCGGACGAUAUCGAUGUCGGGUUCCUGACCCGGCUGAUGAGGGACUAUGACAGUUCCGACAACCAGUGGUCGAGGUAUGCGUUUGGCGACCGCAGUCGAGGAUACACGAGGAACCUUGUCGACGAAGGCAACGGCAAGAGCAACUUGCUGGUUCUUGUAUGGACACCAGGCAAGGGAAGCCCCAUCCACGACCACGGCAAUGCCCACUGCCUCAUGAAGAUCCUGCGAGGAACCCUGACCGAGACUCGAUACGAGUUCCCCAACGGCGACGACAAGGGCCCUAUGAAGCCCAUCUCCAAGAAGAACUAUCAGGAGAACCAGGUAGCCUACAUGGCCGACGAGCUUGGCCUGCACCGCGUGUCCAACGAGGGCAGCGACUUUGCCGUGUCGCUGCACUUGUAUACCCCUCCCAACGUUGCCAAGAAGGGAUGCAACAUCUUCGAGGAAGGCACAGGUCGUAGCAGCCAUGUGCCCACCUGCCACUACUACUCUGUGUAUGGCCGCCUAGUUAAGGAGCAGGAGCAGCAGCAGCAGCAGCAGCCGCAGUGA